This is a messenger RNA of Pleuronectes platessa (European plaice), 2153 nucleotides long. RefSeq names its product tripartite motif containing 101 (gene trim101). Bases 46 to 1524 code for a protein of 492 amino acids. The transcript is spliced from 10 exons. The record is from RefSeq and is a predicted model, not a curated record. NCBI's taxonomy places the organism in Eukaryota, Metazoa, Chordata, Actinopteri, Pleuronectiformes, Pleuronectidae. Gene Ontology annotation, molecular function: zinc ion binding.
AGACUCACCUCCUCCUGUCAGUCCCCAGGUGGAGGAGGAGCAGCCAUGUCAGUUGACCUGAGCGUCCUGCAGAGCGGCGGAGGAGCAGAGGGGGGGGCGCUGGAGACUCUGGAGAAACAGCUGAUCUGUCCCCUCUGUCUGGAGCUGUUCACCAAGCCAGUGGUGAUUCUGCCCUGUCAGCACAACCUGUGCAGGAAGUGUGCCAACGAGCUGUACCAGCCCUCACUGUUCCAGGCUCGAACCACCAUGACGGUGAACAGCGGUCGAUUCCGGUGUCCGUCCUGCAGACACGAGGUGGUGCUGGAUCGCCACGGCGUCUACAGCCUCCAGAGGAACCUGCUGGUGGAGAACAUCAUCGACAUCUACACACAGGAAGUCAGCAGCAGCUCCAGCAACACCACGAGUGCCCCCCCGCCUCCUGCACCUCCUGCACCUCCUGCGCCUCCUUCUCAGCUGACGUGCUCGGAGCACGAGGGCGAGAAGCUGAACAUCUACUGUCUCAGCUGCCGGGUUCCAACCUGCUCCCUCUGCAAAGUGUUCGGUGCUCAUGGGUCGUGUCAGGUGGCUCCUCUGACCGACGUCUACCAGCAGCACAAGGACGAGCUGAGUGAAGGAGUCAGUUCUCUGGAGACGCUGAAGGACCGAGUCCGGGCUCUGAUCCACGAGCUGGAGGAGACGAGCAGGAACAUCGAGCUGAACAGUUCGGCUCAGAGACAAAGUGUCUGUGACGGGUUCGACCGGAUGAAGUGCAUCCUGGGAGAGAGACACAAGGCCAUGACUCAGCGAAUCAGCUCGGAGCAGGAGGAGAAGACAGGCCACGCCCAGGCUCUGGUGAGAUGCUAUGGGGACAGCGUGGAGGCCAAUGCCCGACUGAUGGAGCGAGCAGCGAGCGGAUUGGACGAGCCGGACCAGGCUGCCUUCGUCCAGAAUUCCAGAGCGCUCAUCACAGAGGUGAAGACAGCCACCUGCUCCUGUCCGAUCGAGACCCUGAAGCCCGGUUACGAGAAUCUGAGUCCGUACGAAUAUAACUUCCUCCGACAGGAGCGAGCUCUGAGGAGCAUCGACUUCAUGAGAGCUGUGGAGGAUGCUCCUGAAGAACCAGAUGUGGAACCAGAGGAACCCAGAGAACAUCCUGAACUAAAGCAGCAUCAGGAGCCGUCCGUCCAGAACCUGGAAUCUGGAGCAGAAGAAGUUAAAGAGACGACAUCAGCACCAGAGGAACCAGCUCCAGAUCCAGAGCUGCUGAGAGGCCGUGAGGAACCUGCAGGGGGCGACCUGCAGCCGCAGCCUGACCAGGCUGAAGAGAACGAUGGAGAAUCAGGUCUGAUCAACAAGAAGGAGGAGGAGGAGGAGGAGGAGCGAGACGAGGGAGGUGCAGCUCCUGACUCCAUUAAAGACACAACCAUCUGUGAAGAGGAGGGAAUGAGCACACAACAGGCUGUCACCCUGCUCUUCUACCUGUUGGCCUUCCUGCUCAUCCUUCAGAACAUGUGGGCGUACAUCGGCUGCUUCAUUUGCACAUAACCUCAGCAGGACGCCAUCGCUGCUCAGGUACACGUGCACCUUCCUGCUGCACCAGGAAGUCAGCGUCCGGCCCUUUAUUCUGAAAGGGCUCCGUGUCUCUUCUUAAAAUUUGCUUCUCAUUAAUUAUAAUAACAUUAAUAAUAAUAACAAUAACUUGCAUCAUUUGUAUUUUGACUUGAAUUAAACUGAAUUUCUCCAAUGAAAACUGAACUUGUUCAGUGCAGAUUCAUCUCUAUCAGCAGCCUCUGCUGACACCCUGUGGUGAAACUGUGUUACUACAGUUCAGUCAUUUACAACUCGAGCAUCACUCAGCUGAACUCAAACCUCAUAAACAGAAAGUUUCAUGAAUUCAGAUUCACUAGAUACAGAUUUUUAUUUGGAUCUGCAAAAAAGUCACAGGCUCCGAGGUGAGGCAAUUUAUUUAUAAAGAACCGUCACACAGAUGGAGACAAGCAAAACUAGAGAUGAAAGUGCAUAAAAUAUAUAUAAAUCUGUAUCAAUAUCUAAAAUAAAAAAAACAUGUGCUUUGUUCCAGAUGGAGGAUGAGACCAGGAGUCCUGCUGAGACCAGCCCUCCCUCCCCUGAGAGAGAGAGAGAGAGAGAGAGAGAGAGAGAGAGAGAGAGAGAGA